Molecule: messenger RNA, 2565 nt
Organism: Cucurbitaria berberidis CBS 394.84
Lineage: Eukaryota; Fungi; Ascomycota; Dothideomycetes; Pleosporales; Cucurbitariaceae
Product: TPR-like protein
Exons: 8
Coding region: 1-2565 (854 amino acids)
Biological process (GO): regulation of gene expression
Molecular function (GO): chromatin DNA binding; protein binding; RNA polymerase II cis-regulatory region sequence-specific DNA binding
Source: RefSeq, a predicted model, not a curated record
AUGGCGACACACCAGCAGCCCUCGCCCACCACGGGCAUACCUCCGCACCAUGUCGCGCAGCACCCAGCGCAUGCGCAGGUCAACGGCCACGCACCACAUGCCAACCAGCCCAAGACACCGUCGCAGUACUUGGGACAGUUGACAGAGGCAGUAUGGACACAGAUGGGCUCGCUCUCCGAGCAACUGCAGGACUAUGACGGUGCCAUGCAAUGCUACGAACAGGCCUUGAAGUACAAUCAAUGGUCUGUGCCAGCUAUGCAGGGCAUUGCAUGCAUCUUGCGCACCAAAGACGCUUUCCCAGCGGCCGUCGAGUAUCUGCGCACCAUUCUCAAGGUCGACCCGGCCAACGGUGAUGUUUGGGGCAGCCUCGGUCAUUGCUACUUGAUGAUGGAUGACUUGCAGCAAGCUUAUUCUGCUUACCAACAAGCACUCUAUCACUUGUCCGAUCCCAAGGAACCCAAACUUUGGUAUGGCAUUGGAAUCCUGUACGACCGCUACGGGUCCCUCGAGCAUGCCGAAGAGGCCUUCUCCCAGGUCAUGCGUAUGGAGCCCAACUUCGAGAAGGCGAACGAGAUCUACUUUCGGCUUGGUAUAAUAUAUAAGCAACAACAAAAGUUCAGCCAGAGUUUAGACUGCUUCAGAUACAUCGUCACAAACCCGCCACGACCAUUGACCGAAGAGGAUAUCUGGUUCCAGAUUGGUCACGUAUAUGAACAGCAGAAAGAGUUUGAGUCGGCCAAGGGCGCCUACCGCCGGGUCCUUGAGCGUGAUCCCAAUCACGCCAAGGUGCUUCAGCAGCUGGGCUGGUUGCACCACCAGCAGAGCACCAACUACACAAGCCAGGAACAGGCUAUCGAGUACCUGGAGAAAUCCGUCGCUUCAGAUCAAACCGACGCACAAAGCUGGUACCUACUAGGCCGUUGUUACAUGUCACAACAGAAAUACCCCAAGGCGUACGAGGCCUAUCAGCAAGCCGUGUAUCGUGAUGGCAGGAACCCAACCUUCUGGUGCAGCAUAGGAGUGCUGUAUUACCAAAUUAACCAGUACCGCGAUGCGCUAGACGCCUACUCUCGAGCCAUCCGACUGAACCCCAACAUUUCCGAGGUUUGGUACGAUCUCGGCACACUGUAUGAGUCUUGCAACAACCAGACAGCCGAUGCCUUGGACGCAUAUCAACGUGCGGCUGAUCUUGACCCGUCUAAUGUACACAUCAAGGCUCGCCUGCAGCUUUUGCAGAACGGCCAGACAUCUGCUGGCGCGCCGAACCAGGGCAAUGCUCCAGUCCCUCAAGACGUCCAUCCCCAGGCUUAUCAACCUGCCUCCGUUCAUGGACCUGCUGCACCACAAUGGGGUGCUCCUCAGCCUCAGCAACCACCCCCGGGACCUGCUCCACCAGCCUUGGCCGGCUCGGGAUGGGAUCGACCUCUAGCCCAGAUCCGCGAUCCUGGUAUGCCUCCCCAGCAGUUGAACCCAUAUGAGCAGCGCGAGGGUAUACGCCCGCCUACGCAGCAUGCUCCCCAACGACCUGUGAGCCCUAGGCAGGAGCCUCCUAGGUCGUAUGCAGAGCCUCCACGACCUGCUACCAAUGGCCCCGGUCCUCAAGGACCUGGUGGUCCUCCACCUCCGGGCCCUGGCUCUAUGCGUCGUGGCAUGUCGCCUUCCCCAAAGACGCACCACGUCGCUCCCAGUCCAUAUCACCCUGCGCCGCCCCAGCUUACGCCCCAGCCUUCGCAGGCGCAGCCACAAAUCCCGCUGCAUCAGCAACAGCAGCCACCCAACCGCAUCUCGAAUCCCAACUACGGCCCUCAUGCCGCUAGUGUCCCCCCUCCACCACCACCGCCGCCCACCAGCCUCGGUGUGCCGGCAGGUCAAGGUCCGAGUCAAGGCCCUAUAACACCCUAUGGCCGUCCCGCCAGCCCACCUCCUGAGGUCCGACCCAUUGUCGAGAACCGGGCAGGGUCCCCGCGCAAUGGAUACCAGGGACCAUACCAGCACCAUCCUGAUCCUUCGGCCAGCAGCGGCAUUGCUAGCGGCGCUCCUCCCCCAGCUUCUGCUCUGGCUGCAGCUGAAGCAGCAGCUCGAGAUCGUGAUGAACGUCCCCCAACUGCGCCGCCAAAGCGACACCGAGAGUGGGAAGAACCUGAUCACAUGAAUCCUAAGCCUCCUGCCAACGACGAGAAGCGCCAAAAGCUAGAGGAACCGCACAGCCGCCGCCCUAGUCCCCAACAUCGAAUGUCGUCGCCUCAGGUACCUCGUCACAGCCCUCAGGACGCACCUGAUCCUCGACGUUUCAACGACGGGUAUCAUCCAUCUGAUGCUGCUCAUCACCCGACACUCCCGCCGAUGGGAGCUGCUCCAUCGCUUCCGCGCAUGUCGGAGACACCGAAGCAGGAUCGGCCGGAGCAUCACGAACCGGCUGCUCGUCACAUGGACGUGGAUGAGAACUACGACGACGACGGCGAGGAUGUGAAGCCGAAUGCGUCCAAGUCUGAUCGGGGAAGUCCACGGAACGCACCUACUAAUGGCGUACCGCAUGCCCCAACCCCGGUCGAGCAGAAGUCGUAG